CGACACGGUUUUUCUUGGGCCGUCUAAAAGCCCAGUGGGCUCAAAAAAAUUAGGCGGCGCCACCACGUCCUCCUCCGACUACUCGCUCGCUCCGCCCCGGCGUCCCGCCCUCAGCCGCCGCCGUCGCCCCCUCCCUCGGUUCGCCUCGUCGUCGUCAUGGGCAAGGCCUCCAAGGACAAGAGGGACAUCUACUACCGGAAGGCCAAAGAGGAAGGCUGGAGAGCUCGCAGCGCCUUCAAGCUCCUCCAGAUAGACCAGGAGUUCAACAUCUUCCAUGGAGUGAAGCAUGUGGUUGACCUGUGUGCUGCUCCCGGAAGUUGGAGCCAGGUUUUGAGCCGGAACCUGUAUGUACCAGCAAAACAGUCUUCUGAUUGCAAGGAAGGUGAUCUUCCUCUCAUCGUCGCAAUUGACUUGCAACCGAUGGCCCCAAUAGAAGGUGUUAUACAAGUGCAGGGCGACAUCACCAAUGCUCGGACAGCAGACGUGGUCAUUAGGCAUUUUGAUGGAUGCAAAGCAGACUUGGUUGUUUGCGAUGGAGCCCCGGAUGUUACCGGACUUCAUGAUAUGGACGAAUUUGUUCAGUCCCAGCUUAUACUCGCGGCAUUGGCUAUCGUGACUCAUGUACUCAAAGUUGGUGGAAAAUUUGUGGCGAAGAUAUUUCGGGGUAAAGAUACGAGUCUCCUGUACUGCCAGCUAAAACUGUUCUUCUCGCAAGUUACGUUUGCGAAGCCAAAAAGUAGCCGGAACUCAAGCAUCGAGGCGUUUGCGGUCUGUGAGAACUACUCACCUCCUGAAGGGUUCAAGGAGGAAGACCUAUACCACCUGCUAGAGAAAGUGGGUACUCCCUCAGGAGCUGGCGAUCUAGAUUGCAGAAGCGGAUGGCUGGAGGGACCAAACAAGGUGUACAUCCCGUUCCUGGCCUGCGGGGAUCUGAGCGGCUACGACUCCGACCGCUCGUACCCGCUGCCCAGCAGCACGGACGGUGGCUCGUACCGGAGCCUGGACCCCGUGCAGCCUCCCAUCGCCCCGCCUUACAAGACCGCCCUGCAGAUGAAGAAGGCUUCCAGCCACGGCGCCGGCGCGGACGCCAUCAAGCCGUCCGCAGACUCCUGAGCCGCAGACCGUUUCCGUUUACCACCUUGCGCGGUGGAAGUUGCUUUCGCUGGGUCCUGGACCUGGCUCUCUAGUCUCUCUCUACAGAAACAGAACCUUCAUCUACGAAACUAAAAAAAAAGGAAAAAGGAUUGG
Molecule: messenger RNA, 1248 nt
Organism: Zea mays
Lineage: Eukaryota; Viridiplantae; Streptophyta; Magnoliopsida; Poales; Poaceae
Product: 23S RNA methyltransferase 1
Exons: 11
Coding region: 157-1113 (318 amino acids)
Biological process (GO): tRNA methylation; cytoplasmic translation
Cellular component (GO): cytoplasm
Molecular function (GO): tRNA methyltransferase activity
Source: RefSeq, marked validated